AUGCCUGUCGAGUCGCACACGUUUUGUGCCCAGAUCUGCACCGAACUUCUCUACCAGCCCCUCACCCUCCUCGAUUGUUUGCAUACCUUCUGCGGUUCCUGCUUGAAGGAAUGGUUCUCUGCGCAAGGCUCACGCCGCCAUCCCUCACCCCGAUUUACAUGCCCAUCAUGUCGAGCCGAGGUACGGGGCACUCGCCCUAAUGCUACUGUCACCACUUUAUUGGACAUGGUGCUUCUGGCUCAGCCCGACCAAGCAAGAUCAGCGGAAGAGAAGGAGGAGAUCGCACAAAGAUAUAAGCACGGGGACUCGGUCUUCCCUCCACCACGCGAGGACAACGAAAGCGAAGGCGAUGAGGAUGAUAGACGGGUAUUGGAAGAGGUCCGCGAAUUAAGUCUUCGAGAAAAUCGGGCGCAGGCGCGGCGCGAAGCCCGCCGGACAGGACAUGGAGAGGAUGGUCGCUCGAGACGGCGGCGUGAGGAAGACCCAGAGCGGCUGCGACGCCCGUCACGAAACUCAGAUGCAGAGCGCACAAGGCGGAUCGAGCACCAAUCUAGUUUGCGCUCACUCUUGAGCCUCUCAUCGGAAGCCGAGAACAUGGAAGAGGAAAUCAUGCGGCAGAUCAUAGAAGAAGGCUUGCUGGAUGACAUCAACCUAGACAAUCUCGGCCCUUCACAGGAGGAGGAACUUAGCGAACGCAUUGCGGAUGCAUAUCGCCGGAGGCAUAUGCAACAACCGCGUCCCCGCCCGGAGCAAAGAAGAAGACAGUCGCCCGAUGAGAGUGGCCAUACUCGCCCGCGAUCUCUGUCUGCAAGGGAAUCCAACGAAGUGGCUACGACAACUCGAGACAAUAAUGACCGGCGACCACCUAUAUCAAGACCUCAUCUACUCGACUCAAACACAUCCCGCCCUACUGGAGGACAUCGGCGACGAAAUUCUGAACAAGGUAGAACACAACGGGCUACUUCACCCAUUCGCGUCAACCAGGCAUCGACCUCCGACGACACUCUACGGCCUGCAGUUCGGUCUUCCAGCGAUAUGACCUCCGAGCGUACGCGCGGGGCUUUGGGCCAUUCAAUAGCAGAGUCGUCUAGCAGAACCCGACGGGCAACAGAUUCUGACAACAACAUUUCGGAGACAUGGAUGGGCGGAGGGCGAGAAAGGGCCUCGUCCAGAAAUGUCACCAGUCAAUCUGCAUCCGAUUCCCCUUCCUCGGUCCAUUCACCCUCCAAUUUAUCACACAGCUCCACUCCGACUGAGCGCUCGGCCCCAAUGCUAUCCUCGCCACUUGUACCACCCCGGAGUGAAAGACGACCUAGAACAUCUCGAACACAGUAUCCCGAGCCGUCGAUCUCGUGUGACGCAUGUAGUAGGCCGGAUAUUCAGUAUGAGCUACAUAAAAGAUGCCCGACGUGCAAAAACGGCAGCUACCACCUCUGUCUUCGAUGUUAUCGUUCCAGCCGGGGCUGUCUUCAAUGGAACGGCUUCCAAAAAAGUGCGCAGGCGGCCUUUGAACGGAUGCUUGCAUCAUCAAACAACCGACCAGCCCCGGCCUCUGAUGCGGGCCACCUUCUCGUUUCCCAAAAAUACGAAAAGCCUCGAGAAUCGUUCCAAGUGGUGACAAACGGAGACAGAAUUUUGACGAACGAUAACCCUGCGCGACGUUUGCAAGCUGGGCUAUUCUGCGACAUAUGUUCCUCCUCGGCAAACGAAUGUUUCUGGAAGUGUAGUCAAUGCAACGAAGGAGACUGGGGCUUUUGCAAUCAUUGUGUGAAUCAAGGCCGGUGCUGCACAGAUCCCCUGUUACCCAUUCGGCGGGUUUCCGGAAGCCCAGACUCAUCUACCACGACGAGUUCGACCGAAGUGGCGACCUCGACAUCACCAACCUCACUUGCAGAGAGCUUCAAAAUCCUGUCAUUCUCCACCAACUGCGACAUCUGCACCUACCCGAUUCCGGCCUCGGUGACGCGUUUUCAUUGCUCACAGUGCAAUGAUGGAGACUAUGAUGUCUGCACAAACUGUUAUCGCAAACUCGUCAUGACCUCGAAGAUUACCAAAGACAAUGGAUACAAUGGGUGGCGUCUUUGCCUAAAGGGUCAUCGGAUGAUCAUCGUAGGAUUCGAGGAUGGGCAAGAUGGACAAAGACGAAAGAUUGUCCAAGACCUGGUUGGAGGACACGCUUUAAAGGAGGAACAUAUGAAUCGCUGGCCUGCGUCAUCUCCUAUUACCAGCGGACCUAAUGCAUCCCCGGAACUUGGCAGUGGCCAUUGGAGCUGGAAGGAAUCUCAAGGCCAAGAACGUCGCAAGAAAGCUUCACGUGUGCGAAGCCCCGUCUCCCAAAACGGCAGCUAUACAUAUUCUCAUUCAGAUACCGCGGGUCAAACCAACGGUACGCCUACAUCGCAGUACGCUCCUCCUCUCCGUCGUUUCCCUCCGGAUGGAGGGGUCGGUCUCGUCGUUUAUGCUAUGUGGUCUUGUUAUCCCGAAGAAGGGAUUGAUGAUGAAUUGGUGUUCCCGCGUGGUGCUCAUAUAAAGGAGGUAGAGAACAUCAAUGAUGACUGGUUUUGGGGAUGUUAUGCUGGCCGAACGGGACUGUUUCCUGGCUCAAUGGUUACUGUGGUCGGGGAGAUUAAAUGA
Messenger RNA from Penicillium cosmopolitanum, 2634 nucleotides. Its product is annotated as SH3 domain protein. The coding region runs from base 1 to 2634 and encodes 877 amino acids. Gene Ontology annotation, biological process: mitotic cell cycle checkpoint signaling; protein ubiquitination; ubiquitin-dependent protein catabolic process. The record is from RefSeq and is a predicted model, not a curated record. Gene Ontology annotation, cellular component: nucleus. Lineage: Eukaryota; Fungi; Ascomycota; Eurotiomycetes; Eurotiales; Aspergillaceae. The transcript is spliced from 2 exons. Gene Ontology annotation, molecular function: metal ion binding; ubiquitin-protein transferase activity; protein binding.